Messenger RNA from Ochotona princeps (American pika), 1014 nucleotides. It is a transcript of the gene ZSCAN29, whose product is annotated as zinc finger and SCAN domain containing 29. The transcript has 4 exons. Lineage: Eukaryota; Metazoa; Chordata; Mammalia; Lagomorpha; Ochotonidae. The record is from RefSeq and is a predicted model, not a curated record.
AUGCCCCCGCCAGUCCCCGGCCAGCACCGAGCUCGCGCGCCCUACUGCUGCCGUCUCUCGGAUCCUGCUCAUCAGCAGCUGUGGGACUCUUCCCGACGCCGGCUCCAGGAGCCGCACCAGUUUCUCCUUAAGGUUUCCCACCUUCCGUCAGCGCUUCAGGAGAUUCCAUUACCAGGAGGUGGCUGGGCCCCGAGAGGCCUUCAGCCAGCUCUGGGAACUCUGCUGUAGGUGGCUGAGACCAGAAGUGCGCACCGAGGAGCAGAUCGUGAAAUUGUUGGUGCUGGAGCAGUUCCUGACCGUCCUACCUGGGGAGAUCCAGAACUGGGUCCAAGCGCAGUGUCCAGAAAAUGGAGAGGAGGCAGUGACUCUGGUGGAGGAUUUAGAGAGAACGCCUGGAAGACCUGGACUCCCAGUGAGGAAGGGAGUGGGGCAAAGACUGAGAAGUCCUCCAAUGACACUCUGUUGGAAUAUUUUUGCAUGUGGAAUUAUUUUUCAAAUGAGGUUGAAAGCUCUGAAUUAAAUAGUGCUGAAAUUUCUCUUCUGGUGACAGGUGUACACUGGGGUUAUGAAGAGACCAAAACUUACCUUGCAAUUCUUAAUGAGACUCAGUUUUACAAAGCCCUGCAGAACUGUCACCGCGACAGCCAAUUGUAUGGCACAGUAGCGGAGAGGUUAUGGGAAUAUGGCUUCCUUAGGACCCCAGAGCAGUGUCGGAUGAAGUUUAAAAGCCUCCAAACUAGCUACCGGAAAGUCAAGAAUGGACAGGUACCAGAGUCUUGUCCCUUCUUUGAAGAGAUGGAUGCUUUGGUGAGUGCUGAGGUUGCUGCCCCACCCAGUGAUGGCCAGGGAACCAGAGAGGCUGAAGCUGAGAAGCAAACUGAGGAGGCAAAAGAGACUAGAGAAAGAUUCUGAUGAUGAUGAAGAGGACAUUGAGAUCCCCCCACCCCCGGGGCUGUCAUAACCCAUGCUCCUGUCUUAUUCCAAAGCCCCAGUGGUAAGACUUUUAAACUUCUU